Molecule: messenger RNA, 939 nt
Organism: Tinamus guttatus (white-throated tinamou)
Lineage: Eukaryota; Metazoa; Chordata; Aves; Tinamiformes; Tinamidae
Source: RefSeq, a predicted model, not a curated record
AUGCCUGGAAAUAACCCCGGCCACCCUCUGCGGGCGCUGGCACCUUUGGCUGGAAUGGGGACAGUCGGUCCGCUGUUCCCAAGCACGGAGCUGCUCCAGCUCCUGCACUUUCUGCCGGAUGCUGGGAGAGGAGCAGGCUCGGAGGCCAGGAGCAGCCGGGACCAUCUGCCAACCUCCGAGGGGCUGAAGGACAUCCCAAAAACGCUCUGCGUGUCCCUGCUCUCGGCCGCUCUCCUCCUGCUCUCCUGCGGCAUCCCGGAGACGGAGCAGAACAGCUACUGCCAGCAGAUCAUCACUCCCAACCACCUGGCCCAGCUGCAGGAACUGGCUGACACCCAGAUGCUGCACCCAGGCAGGGUCUCCUUCAGCUUCAUCCAUAAAGAGCAACUGAAUGACUCCAUCUGCUAUGUGAAAGCCGCCUUUCCCGUGCUGGGGGACCUACUGGGCCGGACGGUGUUCAAAGAGAACUCGUCCAAUGCCCAGAGGCUGAAAAUGGUGCAGCGCAUGUACGACCGCAUCGACGAGAAUGUGGACCCCUGCAUCCGCGAGGAGGACGACGAGGAGAGAGAGCUCUCGCAGAAGUGCCUGGCCGAGUUCAGCACGUCGCCCUACGAGAUGCUGGUGCUGGUGAAGCGCUUCUUCGAGGACCUGGCCGUGCUGCUGCAGCGCCGCGAGCCCUUCGCCAAGGACUGCAGCCACGUGUACCGCACGCAGUGCCCGUCACCCCGGCGUCCCACCGCCUCGGCACCGGGUUUGGGGACAGAUCCCGAUGGCCAUGUCCUGUCCCCUGCCCUCCCUCCUGCCACCCAGCCCUCCCUCUCUGCCGCUAGUGCCCUGAUCCUGCAGCGGCGGCCGGAGCAGAGUGAGCAGGACCCGGAGGAGCCGGAGCGAAGGGUGCUGCAGGGGGGCUGUGCCGAGCUGGACAUGCAGGAGCUAUGA